AUGUCCAGCGGCAUGAACAAGAUCACUGCUGAGCGUAAUCAGAAAGCCGUACUGGAGCUGGUGAACCAGCCCGGAAAUACCACCUGUGCAGACUGCCAUGCGCAUAAUCCUCGAUGGGCGAGUUGGAACCUCGGUAUAUUCAUAUGUGUCCACUGUGCUGCCGUGCACAGGAAGAUCGGAACCCACAUUACCAAAGUGAAGAGCUUGACCCUCGAUUCAUGGACUAAGGAGCAAGUGGAAACCAUGCGUUCCAUUGGCAAUAUAGCCUCCAACAACAAGUAUAAUCCGGAUGAAACUCGUUUUCCGCCACCGGCCAACAUGAUUGACUCGGAGCGUGACUCAGAACUUGAGAAGUACAUCCGUGCCAAAUACGAAUUCAAGCGAUUCAUGGCGCGCCAAACACGGGUCGAGCAAGUCCUCGGGCCAUCGCGAAGCGUCGCAGAUUUCAAGAGGGACCAGCAAAGCAAGUCUACGCUCCCCGCUAUCAACUCUCCUAGCACCGCAAGUGUUUCUGCGCCAUAUCGCCCUACCAGUGCUGCACCGACAAUGGCGCAGUCAGCAAGUGCAUCAUCAUCCUACUCUAGUCAGAUAUCCCGUUCUGUAUCGCAGCCAACCAAUCGUCCAUCGACGCAACAAACGCCGACACAGCAGCAGGCGGCAACAUCUGGCAACAGUCCUUUGUGGAACGACCUUGCCUCACUACAGGCUCCUUCUACCUCGUCAACACUGCCCCUACAAUUUUCGCCAGUUCCCACACAGCCGAUAGGCAUACCCAACUCAACAAACACGUUGCAGCCGAUGGACAUGGGUGCGAGCCCAUUUGGAUCGGCCCUGACCAUCGGAAACAUGGGGUAUGGAACUGGAGCUGGCCCGACAAUGACGAGCAACAGUGGCAAUAUGGGAAUGGGCACUAGUUUCGGUAUGUUGGGAACCAGCCCCGCCAUGAUGAACUCAGCGAGCACCAGCACGCCUGUACCGGGAUCGUCCCCCUAUGGAGCCGGAGGUUUUGGUACCACGAACCCAUUUCAGCAUAUGCAACCUCAAGCUACGGGACUCGCACCCGGACUGUACAAUGGGACGCAUAACCCAUUUGGGCAACAAAAUCCGCUCGGGCAACAGUUUCAACCAUCACAAAUGGCAGGAUCGUUCCAUGGCCAAAAUCCGUUCAUGCAGUUCCCGCAAAUGCAGCAGCCGCAGGCGUCGCUUCUUUCCCCCCAACCACAACAACAGUCCUCGCCCUUCAUACCAGGACAAGUUCCUCAUGGACUCAUGCCGCAGCAGCAGUUUGCGGCGUCGCCGUCACCUUCCAAUCCCUAUGCGCCGCCGCUGGCCCAGCAGUUCGGCACCCCCUCUCCGUCGAUAGCGUUCGGGCAGCCUUCCGGCCUCAACCCGAACUCUGUCCCCCACGGUGCGGGGAUGGGAAGUUGGCAGAGCACGCAGCAGCUUCACCAACCAGGUGGGUUUGCCGGGCAGACCGGUGCUUGGGGGAGUAUGUAAGUGUGGGUUGGUUGCGGGCGUUUCGUAGACAGUUUUACCGGACCAAAGCAUGGUUCAUGUAACAUCAUAUUCUACAACGGUCAGUCGAUGACAGGCAUCAUCAUCAUCAUGAGUACGUGGAUUGUAAUCACCGGUGAUUGGCUGGGUUGAAAAUGGGAAUGGAUGGACAUUCGAUCAAUCAAGAGACCCGGUGCCCUCGCCACGAUCUCCACCAACGAUUCGCUCAGAUUUAGCUUCACACCUGACUAAGUUGCGUAUACGAUCUAGGAGGUGUGAAAGGGACACGCUGAUACCGCCUGUGGUCUCCGCGGCAGCAACGACUGCAUGUUCGACAUCGGAGCGUCGCAUACGU
Messenger RNA from Punctularia strigosozonata HHB-11173 SS5, 1849 nucleotides. Its product is annotated as ArfGap-domain-containing protein. Gene Ontology annotation, molecular function: GTPase activator activity. The transcript is spliced from 4 exons. Gene Ontology annotation, biological process: intra-Golgi vesicle-mediated transport; endoplasmic reticulum to Golgi vesicle-mediated transport; endocytosis. Gene Ontology annotation, cellular component: Golgi apparatus. NCBI's taxonomy places the organism in Eukaryota, Fungi, Basidiomycota, Agaricomycetes, Corticiales, Punctulariaceae. The coding region runs from base 1 to 1497 and encodes 498 amino acids. The record is from RefSeq and is a predicted model, not a curated record.